This is a messenger RNA of Mercurialis annua (annual mercury), 592 nucleotides long. RefSeq lists its product as uncharacterized. The transcript has a single exon. The coding region runs from base 207 to 476 and encodes 89 amino acids. The record is from RefSeq and is a predicted model, not a curated record. Lineage: Eukaryota; Viridiplantae; Streptophyta; Magnoliopsida; Malpighiales; Euphorbiaceae.
UAGCUAAGUCAAACAUGCAAGCCUAAAAUCUUCCAACUUAAUUUCCUCUUAUCAUUCUCUAUAUAUAUUCAUUUAUUCACCUUAGUUAAGCCAUCGAAUAUUUCUCUCGUUACAUCAAACGGAAAAAUCUUACCUAGACUCGGUUCAUCGAAAAUCACAUUCAUAUACUCCCUUCGGCCCAUAUCUAACCGGCGUAAACGAAGACGAUGAUGAUGGAAAGCAGCUUAGGAGACAUGUUAUUGAAGGUAUUGAUGUUUGCUUUGGUUCAAGCAUUGGUUUACAUCAUCCUUUCACAUUCAUCGAACAUCUUUUCCAACACUGUGAAAAGAUCAUCCAGCUUCAAGCCUGCUCGUUCCGUUAGCAUUCGUCGCAUGCUCGCUGCUCUUCAAGACCUUCCUGCUGCCUCUGAGCCUUCUCCCAAGACUUGUUCACCAUCUGUUCAACAACACUCAACUGAUCAAGAUCAGUACUCAUAAAUUAAAUCUUCACUUUGAUUUGCUUUUGUGUAUAAAAAGUUGUAUUUAUUCAUUAAAAGUUGUAGUGAGCUAGUGAUUUAGAUCCUUUUCAUGCAAUACAAUUAGCUAUUCUUUUC